AGCUCCCAGGAAUAUCCAGAGGCUGAGGCCACCAUGGCAGAACUGCAGGUGGACACCCAGGCCAGCGUAGACUGGCAGAAGCGCUGCCUGACCCUGGAAACACAGCUUUUCCGAUUCCGCCUCCAGGCCGGCAAGAUCAGGGAGCUGCUGGCUGACAAGAUGCAGGAACUGGAGCAGAGGCUGCUGGAGGCUGAGGAGCGAGCGGAGAAAGCAGAGACCCAGGUGGGAGUCAUGGAAGAGAAAGUGAAACUGUCCAACCUCAGGAACGUGGACUCUGCAGGCAGCCUGCACCGCAAAUACCAAGAAUUGCUGAAAGCCAUGCAGGGCAAAGUGGAGCUCAUCAGCCAGCUGGAGGCACAGCUGGAGAAGGAGAAGCAGAUGAGAGCCGAGGAAGCAAAAACUGUUCAAAAAAAAGCUGCCAAGAUCAAGGAGUGGGUGGCGCUAAAGUUAACCGAGCUUGAGAUGGAGAAUCAGCACCUGAAAAGCUGUAAUCAGCACCUGAUGGAGCAGGUGGGCGCCCUUCAGGCUGCGCUAGAAGCCCUGCAGGUGGUGCCCCGGGGAAAGCUGCUAGCAACCCCUGAGGGAGCCCCAGAGCUGGAAUCUGUGCCUGCAGAGCCAGGGGCCCAGCCUGUGGGGCAGGACAGUGGUUCCCAGGCCCUGGAUUUGAAAGUGGCUGUUCCUGCACCUUCUCUGGAUGCUGCUGAGAGCAGAGGCUUUCUGUCUGAAGCCAGAAGCCCCGUGGAAGGUUCUAGCUCCAGCACAUUCCAUCCUGGGGAAACAGCGGAGGCCAAGGUGCUUCAGCCUCAUGUGGAAAGCAAGCACUUUCCCAGCCAGCUGUGCACGAAGCCCGGCGCCUCCAGACGUGGCUCGGCCUCCUGGGGGACGGGCCUGGCCGCUGCACAGGAGAGGGUGCUCCCUGGCCUCAAAGCCUCUUCCGGGGAAGGUGGCCCAGGCAGCAGCUUGACCCUUCCAAAGGUGCGGGCUCCAGGCUCUCCCCAGGGUAGCAUCCAGGCGGCCAGAAGGCACCACAGCCAGCCCCACGUCGGACCCGGGCACUUGGAGGAUGUGGUGAAUGUCGAGACCGGCGCCCUGUCGACCCUCCACCCGCCUGGCCACUUGAAGCUGGAGACCUGUGCUGACUUCCAGGAAGAACCGGAGAAGAUGGAAAUGGAGGAGCUGCUUCCGGCAAGGAAGGAGGGGGAGAGGGAGAGCCUGAAGGCACCCAGCACUAAGCUGGAGGAAGUGAAGCUGGGGAGCAAACCACCCACACCACCCCUGCACAGGUUUCCAUCCUGGGAGAGCCGCAUCUACGCCGUGGCGACGUCGGGCAUGCAGGUGUCAGACGAGUCUCCCCGCAGCGGGGCCGCGGGCUGUGCCUCCGGCCCGCCUGCCCUGGUGUGCCCUGGGCCUUUCUCCGGCCUUGUCUGCAAGAACGUCAGCGUGCCCGUCUACGCAGCACUGCAGGGGAAGGCCACACAGAUCAGCAGUGUGCCCUUCGUGGACGAGUCCUCUGGCUCUGACGACGACUGCAGCUCUCAGGCGAGUUUCCGGAUGUCGGUCCCCUGCUUGGAGUGCAGGAAGACCAGCGGACUGGGCAGCCCCCGGGCCAUCAAGAGAGGGGUCUCCAUGUCCUCGCUGAGCUCCGAGGGUGACUACGCCAUUCCCCCGGACGCCUGCUCGCUGGACAGCGACUACUCAGAGCCUGAGCACAAAAUGCAGCGCACCUCCUGCUACUCGGCGGAGGGGCUGGGCCUGGGCGCGGACUCCCUGGAGAAGUCGGGUUACCUGCUGAAGAUGGGGAGCCGCGUGAAGACGUGGAAGAGGCGCUGGUUUGUCCUGAGGCAGGGACAGAUUAUGUACUACAAGUCCCCGAAUGAUGUUAUCCUGAAACCUCAAGGUCAGGUGGACCUGAACUGUCAUUGCCAAGUUGUUCGAGGGGAGGGUGCACAGACGUUCCAGCUCAUCUCUGAGAAGAAAACCUACUACCUGAUGGCCGACUCGCCCAGCCUGCUGGAGGAGUGGAUCCGGGCCCUGCAGAGCCUGCUGAAGGUGCAGGCCACGGGGCCGCCGGCCUUGCCUCAAGGGGGCACCAAGCCUGCUGUGAAGGGCUGGCUGACAAAGGUGAAGCACGGCCACUCCAAGCUGGUCUGGUGUGCUCUUGUUGGGAAGACCUUCUACUACUACCGGAGCCACGAGGACAAGCGACCCCUGGGCUGCCUGCCGGUGCGAGACGCGCACAUAGAGGAAGUAGACCGGUCCUGCGACUCGGACGAGGACUACGAGGCCGGAGGGACCCGGCGGUUGCUUUCCUCCCACUGCACGCUGGUGAUCCACCCGCCAGAGCACAGCCCCACCUACCUCCUCAUUGGCACCAAGCAUGAAAAGGACACGUGGCUGUACCACCUCACGGUGGCGGCGGGCGGCAGCAGCGUCAAGGUGGGCACCGCCUAUGAGCAGCUCAUUGGGAAACUGAUGGAUGCUGAGGGAGGAGACCCAGACUCCCCCCUCUGGAAGCACCCCAUUCUGUGCUAUAGCAAAGACGGGCUGUACACCUCCCUCACCACCCUGCCCUCCGAGGCCCUGCAGACGGAGGCCCUCAAGCUCUUCAAGUCCUGCCAGCUCUUCAUCAACGUGCCUGUGGAGGCCGCCUCGGUGGAUUACCACGUGUCCCUGGCGCAGACGGUGCUGCAGGUCUGCCUCGUUCACCCGGAACUGCAGAGCGAGAUCUACUGCCAGCUCAUGAAGCAGACCAGCUGCCGCCCGCCUCAGAAGUCCUCCCUCAUGCAGUGCUGGCAGCUCCUGGCUCUGUGUGCCCCGCUUUUCCUGCCUCAGCAGCACUUCCUGUGGUAUGUCAAACAGCAGCUCCAGCGCCACGCGGAUCCCAGAAAUGAAAGCGGCCAGUACGCCACCUACUGCCAGCGGGCAGUGGAGCGGACCCUGCAGGCAGGAGAGCGGGAGGCCCGGCCGUCGCACAUGGAGGUGGUGUCUAUCUUGCUGCGGAACCCCUUCCACCACUCCUUGCCCUUCAGCAUCCCUGUGCACUUCGCCAACGGGACCUACCAGGUGGUCGGUUUUGAUGGCUCCUCCACAGUGGACGAGUUCCUGCAGCGGCUGAACCAGGAGACGGGCAUGAGGAAGCCGUCCCACUCAGGCUUUGCCCUCUUCACAGAUGACCCCUCCGGCAGGGACCUGGAGCACUGCCUGCAGGGGAGGGUCAAGAUCUGUGAUGCCAUCUCCAAGUGGGAACAAGCCCUGAAGGAGCUGCACCCUGGAAAGUCUGAGGGGGGAACACGCAUCGUGAAGCUGCUGUACAAGAACAGGCUGCACUUCCGGAGUCAAGUCAAAGGGGAAACAGAGCGAGAGCGGCUGCUGCUCGCCUAUCAAACCAAUGGCGAGAUAGUGGCUGGGAGGUUUCCGGUCAGCAAGGAACUGGCUCUUGAGAUGGCUGGCCUGAUGGCCCAGAUAGAAUACGGGGACAUGGAGAAGCCUCUCCUGCCAGGCCCGGGGGGCACACCUCCUUCCAAGGCACAGCAUCUCCUCCAGCAGGUCCUAGACAGGUUCUACCCACGGCACUACAGACUCGGCGCCACUCCUGAACAGCUGAGGCUCCUGGCAAAUACACUGGCCACAAGGUGGGCAUCACUGCAAGGCCGUUCCCUGGCAGAGUACACCCGCACCUACCUGACCGUGGCCCGGAAAUGGCCUUUGUUUGGUGCUAAGCUCUUUGCAGCUCAGCCUGCCCAGCUGUCAUCCAAAGAGAGCACUCCAGUGUGGAUUGCUGUGAAUGAAGAUGGUGUCAGCAUCCUGAACCACCACACUAUGCAAGUGCGCGCCACUUACCCCUACUCUUCCGUCACGACCUUCGGCGGCUGCAGGGAUGACUUCAUGCUUGUGAUUAGAUCCAUUCCAGACCAGAGCUCUGGAAAAGGCCACAUUGACAAGCUGAUCUUCAGAAUGGCUGCUCCCAAGAUCGCAGAGGCUACCUUCAUCAUGGCCAGCUACAUGAACCACUGCUCUGCAACUGCAGGCUCACCUCCCAGCCUGCCCGCAGCACACGCGCCAAGGAAGCUGGACGGGUGACAGUUCUGUGCUUCUGCUUCCUGUGCCACCAAGGGGCCAACGCUGCUGUGAAUAUUUGUUACCCUUUCCCCACCAGCACUGGUGCCUCUGGGAUUAGCUUCAUAUCCUAGGGUUUCAUACUACUGUGAUGGGUCUGACAGCCCCCUCCACCCCCACCCAGCUGUUCUCUGACGUGUGCAUUUCAGUGUGUGCAAAACUCUACUCUCUGGGUGCGGUGUGAUAUAUCAGGGCUCAGCCUUUACACAUUCAGACCCAGUGUCAGAACUACUUUGCCUUUUUUUUUUUUUUUAAACAGAAGUACUGACUCUGGAUGCUACCUGGUCCUAGACACAGACAGGGAUGAUCCACUGAUUCUGAGGCCAGCGGUGCUGUACGUGGAGCUUUCUGCACUGAUACCCUCGGGGAGCUAUUUUUUAUAUGGUGUACGGUCCUUAUGUGGGGAUUUAUACUUGAAGUUUCCUGCACAUCUCUGUAUAGGACAGGACAACUCUAACGAAAGUGGAGAGCUUACUAAACCCGGACUUCCUUCCCCACAUAGCAAAGGUGUGGGCAGAGCUGGAGAAAAGGGAUAGAGUAGUUUUUCCCCUUUACUGGUGAGUGGGCACCUGCAGUGACCCUUGGGGGGCAGCAGCUUCAAUCCCUGAGGGACCACGCACUAUGCCUGCUGAGAUUCAAGCUCUCCCUCACGUGGGACUAGAAGCUGACCCCAGAAGCACUCGCUGUCCAGGCACGGACACAGAUAGGUCCAGUCCGACCGCUGCCUGUCUCACCUUAAUGCCCAGACGGGCCUCGGUGAAGGCUGUGCUCCACUGCUGAAGGACAGAUUCAGACCCACUGUCUCCUGGCUCUCAAAGCCUAAGCAAAUGCCCUCUGCUGCUCUGUGAGGCCAGUGAGGAUGAGUGAGGAACACAGAACGACCUCACCCCACCUCAUUCAGGGGCCGGGCAUGCUCCUCCAGGCCUCUGGGGAGCUCCUGCUGGGGAUCAGCGGGGUGCACAGGGCGUGUGAUACCGGCCCCAGCCUAAGAGUACCACAUGAAAGAAGUAGAAAGUUCUUUCACCCUUUGCCUGCUUGAGAACAUCAUAACGCCCCUCAACUCAGGUCUGAGUGAGUGUGGGGGAUGUGAUAUUUCCCCCCACACAAAAACGAAAGAGCUCACGCUCUGAUUUCCCAACAUCUAAGAAAACAGUUUUAGUUCAUAGCUCUAGGGCAGCCUUGCCGUUAGUUCAUGUAGUGCUGAAAACUGCGGGUGUAGCAGGAACACUCAAAAACCAAGCCUUUAACCCCAACAACGUGUGCGGGCUGCACACUGCAAAAUCCGCAAGGUUAGAACUAGCGCAUCCGAACGCCUCGGCUGCUGUCUCGCCCGCUCACCCGACGAGCACCACGCGAAGAGGCACCAGCCCCGGCCUCUUCCAGGUGAACUUGACUUUGCAAGGCGGGGAGCUUUACAGCCAUUCUCUUCCUGCCUUUCCUCCAGGAUCUGGGGUCUAGCUGGGACACUUCUACCUCGAACAAGACACACACCACAUGUACCACUGGCUCCAGGGAUAAAAGGCAGAGACUGUGGCUCUGGUUUGGUAUCCCAAGCAUCUCUUAGGCCAGUAAAUAUAUUGUCUACCUAGGAAGUUUUUAGAAACAGGGUUCCAAAGAAGGAGUAAGAAUGGAGCUGUGUUCAUACUGAAUUUUGGGGUCAGACUGUUUCCUUCGCCGUCUCUCCUUUCUGACCUUUCAGGACUUUGUCUUAGUUUAUUAAUUUUAUACAAAAGAAACUGCCUUACAAAUAAAAGCUUCCAUAGUUUGCUUGUACAUCCUCCUUUAACACGACAGUUCCAUGUCUGUAAACCUAGGUCAAAUUUCUGUCUCAUGUUCUGUCUCAUUCCUCUGGGCCAACGUGUCUUGAAAGAACAGAAAAUGCUGAGUUAAAAAAAGUAUCAUUGUGCUUGAUACCCAUGACUGAAACGCCACAACCAAAUUUGUCGAUAAAAAGCAGCCGUCUGUGAACCAAU
This is a messenger RNA of Chinchilla lanigera (long-tailed chinchilla), 6089 nucleotides long. It is a transcript of the gene Plekhh1, whose product is annotated as pleckstrin homology domain containing, family H (with MyTH4 domain) member 1. NCBI's taxonomy places the organism in Eukaryota, Metazoa, Chordata, Mammalia, Rodentia, Chinchillidae. The record is from RefSeq and is a predicted model, not a curated record. Gene Ontology annotation, cellular component: cytoskeleton. Bases 34 to 4080 code for a protein of 1348 amino acids. The transcript has 28 exons.